UAGCAACUGCCAGCGUUUACCACGUGACCGUGUCUUGCAGCUCGUAGUGCCCCCUCCCUGGCGCGACUUGAGCUCGGUCAGAGCUGUGAUUGGUCAGCGGCCAGGUUGUCUGCUCUCCGAUUGGUGGAGCGGAGCAGGGAGGUCCAGUUCUCUCGGAGCGUUCUUCCGGUUUACAUGUUGGGGUAAAAAAGAAAAGACGAAUGGAAAAAGCUGUAAUCCACAAAACGAGCAUUGCCCAGUAACUCAGUGAUACGGUCCGAAAUAGUUAAAAUGAGCUCCCAGCAAUUCCCCCGACACGGUCUGCCUCCUUCCACCGGGGGAGCACCUCAGAUCGCUGCUGCUGGAAACCUUAUGUCUGUCAGUCAGCCUUCAAAUGCUUCAGGUGGUACAGAUGCAGACAGCAGCCGGGAUGCUGAGCACGGGCAGCAGGAUCAUCCCCCAGCUGGAGGAGGGGGGACCUUGGCGUUCAGAGAUGACAAGCAGGAGACGAUGGUGGUCAGACCGUACCCCCAAGUGCAGGCGCACAGUCAGCCACAAGCUGUUCCCCAGGCUGUGCCCAUCCAGGCUGGCACUCCUGUGACUGUGUCUGCCCCCCCUGUCCACCUCCAGCAGGGUCAGCCUGCCGUCCUCACUGAGGGACAGAUGAAGGCUGUCCUGAAGUCACCCAUGCCGAGUCGUCUUAUCGCCCCAGCACCAGCUUCCAACCAAGCUCACAUCCCCAUUCCCCCCAAGGUGCCUGGUCACAUUACUGUCACCAUAGAGAGCAGUAUUGCUCCCACCCAAUCUAUUCCUGUGGCAACCAUAAGUGGUCAGCAGGGCCACUCCAGCAACUUACACCACCUGAUGCCAGCAAACAUUCAGAUCAUUAGGAGCGGUGCCCCUGCACUGCAGAUCGGGACCCCUGCCGUCCCUCCCCAGACCUUCACAUCCCAUUUACCCCGAGGGGCUGCUGCAGCUGCUGUAAUGUCCAGCUCCAAAACGGUCCUACGACCAGCCACUGGAGCAAGUGCAGGCCCUGGCCAGCCCACAGUGCAGCACAUUAUCCAUCAGACCAUUCAGUCCCGUCCUGCUGUAACAAGCUCUACAGCUGUGCUUCCAACUGUGGUGGCCCCCAUCUCAGCUACUAGAACCCAGUCUCCAUCUAUUAAUCCAAGUGUUACACACUCUGCAGAGGUAGCACAUGGGCGACCAGGGCUGACUAUUCACCCCCCUCCAGCCACCGUCAAUAUUCAGAGGCCUCAGACGUCCCGGGACACUGCCACAAGGAUCACACUGCCGUCACAUCCGGCAAUUGGGGCUCAAAAGCCUCAGCCGCCACACACUAUGACACAGAAGCCCAUGUUCAGUACUGUGACGCCGGUGGCUGCAGCAACUGUGGCCCCGAUUGUUGCCACGACUGUGCCAUCAACAACUACAAUAGGCUCGGUGCCACACACACAAAUGACCAGUAACACUAUUGUAACCAUGACGAUGGCCUCGCACUCCUCUCAUGCUACAGCUGUGACCACCUCUGCCAUACCUGUUGCUAAAGUGGUCCCUCAGCCCAUCGCCCACUCGUCAUCCCGCGUGCAGCCUGACUACCCAGGAGAGAGAACCAACCUCAUCCCCAUCCCAGGGCACCGGUCGUCUCCCAACCCAGUCACCAUGGAAGCGAGAAGUGAGAACAGGCCUUCGGUGCCAGUACAGUUCCAGUAUUUCCUGCCGGCUUACUCCUCAUCAUACCCCCUGACACACACCUACACCCCAAUCAGCAGCUCUGUAUCUACCAUCCGCCAGUAUCCUGUCACCCCUCAAGCUCCGAGCUCAGCACUGCCCUCUCAGCCUGGAGUAGGUGUGGCCACAACUGUUCAUCUGAACCACAUGCAGCUGAUGGCGGUCGAUCGGAUUGGUCUGCCCUCUGCACAAAUCAGCACCCAAGGGAUCCAGCCAGCACCAAUCACUGCGCAGGGUAUCCAGCCUGCAGCAAUAGGAGUGCAGGGCCUGCACACGCCUGGGUCGAUCACCACACAGGGAAUACAGCAGACGCCUAUAGUCACUCAGCAGCAGCAGCAACAACCACAGUCUGAAGCUAAACCUGACGGCUUUGUAGCCAGUCCAAUCAGCAGCACAUUCGGCGCCACCCAGCCUGUAGCCACCAUGGUCCAGGCACAUGCCCAGGGAGGAGUAGGAGGAGCUCCCACCCUGGUCUCCUCCCCCAGACCCAGCAUCCUUCGUAAGAAGCCUGCUAAUGAAGGUUGUGUUCGUAAGAACCUGAUCCCCGCCCAGCCUAGUGAACCCAGCAGUGGCAGAAUCGAGAGUGGCGUGAGAGGAGCCGGAUCUCCCCGACCUUCAGGCGUGAAACCCAAAGCUGAGCUGCACAUGGCAGUGGCUCCGCCUGUCAUGGCUACAGUAGAAGCACUACCUUCUCAGUUAGGAGAGCAGCAUAUGGUGUCCUCUAGUACGCAGCACCUCGCCCAAGCCAUCCCCAACAUGCUUGCCACACCAGGACCUGUACCUCCCUCCCAGCCCUCCACCCUCCUCUCAGCCCUGCCAGCAGCCAUGGCUGUCACUCCCCCUGUCCCCGCUUCAAUGGCCAACACCGUGGCCUCCCCCACCCAGCCCGCAGCCAGUAGCACUGCAGCUUGUGCUGCCAGCUCCACCUGCUCAGAUGUGAAAAUCAAACAGGAGGUAGAGAACAUGGACACACAGCCAGAUCCUAACUCAGUGCAAGCACUCACCACCCAGGCCUCCUCCCUAACCACUCCAGGAGAUCUGAUCCCCGGGGCGUCCCCGAGGAAGAAGCCCCGCAAGCAGCAGCAUGUUAUUUCCACAGAGGAGAGCGAGAUGGUGGAAACCAACAGCACGGAUGAAGAAAAGACCCCUGGCAGGCCCAUCACUGGCAGGGCGGAGAGGUGUGAAUCUCCACCCAGGGAAUAUGUUGAUGAAGAAGGUGUGCGUUAUGUGCCAGUCAAGCCUCGGCCUCCUGUCACCCUUUUGCGGCACUACCGCAACCCCUGGAAAGCUGCCUACCACCACUUCCAGAGGUACAGCGACAUCCGGGUCAAAGAAGAGAAGAAGGGCACCUUGCAGGAUAUGGCCAAUCAGAGAGGAGUGGCAUGCAGAGCACAAGGCUGGAAAAUUCAUCUGUGUGCUGCACAGCUCAGGCAGUUGUCGAGUUUGGAGCAUGACGUGUACAGUCGGCUCUCCACCCUUCAAGAGGGUCUGAUUCCAAAGAAGAGAGCCGGCUCUGACGACGACCUUCACCGAAUCAACGAACUUAUACAGGGUAACAUGCAGCGCUGUAAGCUGGUGAUGGACCAGGUGACCGAGGCCAGAGACACCAUGAUGAAAGUGCUCGACCAUAAAGAGAAAGUGCUGAAGCUGCUCAACAAGAACGGCGCCGUCAAGAAGUCCUCCAAACUGAAGCGCAAAGAGCGAGCGUAAAAGACCUUCUGUUCUGCCGACGACCGCCACUGUCCCCUCUCUGAAAGGGGGGGUGAAGGAACUGCUCAGAAUUUGGUGCUAUGAUUUGCCGCAUACAAUCUCACGCACCCUCCCUAUCUGCCUGAGAGUGGACGGAGAGAAGUGACAGAAGGACUUUAAAAAAGAGACAGCACACACAUUGAGCGUGGAGCGGUGUAGGUUGCGUCAGAGUGGCCACCGGGAUGGCCCCAUCAUUGUUUCCCUCCUUUUUGUUUAUUUCUAAAGACCCCAAGAUCAUUUUUACUAACUUAGUUUCUGCCUCUUCUUCCAAGACGACGUCUGAAGCGGGCACGUUGUUUAUUUUUAAUGUUGAGCGCCGAAGGCAGGUGGAGUGAAUCCCUAAGUGACAAAAGCAUUUCAGUUCAGACGAACCACCCAAGAGUUCUAAAUGGGAUUAAUCAGUCAUUUUUAGCAAACUGUGUAUACAGACUAAUCUCAAUUGUGCUCUUUUCAUCAAUCUGUGCCUUCAUUUUGUCAGUGGAUGUGAAAUUGACAGAAACAUGUGAACGUGGUUUCGCAUGCCGUCGAAACAUUCUUAAAAGAUGAUUCAAAGAAAAGGGUGAGGCCAUUUUCACUGCUAACUUUUUUUUCUCUGUGCAGAUUUGUUCCUCUAGCAUGGGUAAACGUUUACCUAGUUUAGUUGUAAUCUAAAAGUAAAUUCAGACUGUCAUGGGUUGAGAUGGAAAAAACUACUAGAAGAACCUAAAUGUGGCAAAUUGAAUUGAAUUUAACGUACAAAAAGAAGUGCUCACCUGGUGUGACAGGAUAAAUAGUGUCCUUACAGUAAGUAAAAACAUACUUCAUUCGGAAUACGCCAAGCUAACCAAACAGUUAAACCACCAUCCCCCACUUAAUCAGAAGUAGACUGGUGUCGUGGUGGUAAUAAGAUAGUUUCAUUUGGUUUCAGAAGAUCCGGUGCUUGAACGAGAGUGAGUUUCAUUGUGCGUUCAGAGCGAUGGAUUGAAUUCAUGUAUAUCACUGUAAAUGUGCUGUUGGUUUUUUUCCAUUGACCUGGUUCUUUUCAAGUUUUGUACUCGAUGAAACACGUUUGUGCUGUGUGACGUGCGCUGCUUCAUUUUGCUGAGUGUAACGAUAAUGACGUUAUGAGAUGAAGUGAGCCUGGAACAUUCAGCUGUUGUACAUUGUUUUUGUCUGUGUAAUUAUAGUAAAGAUACUUAAACAAUA
Hippoglossus stenolepis (Pacific halibut) is the source of this 4647-nucleotide messenger RNA. RefSeq names its product Sin3A-associated protein a (gene sap130a). Gene Ontology annotation, cellular component: Sin3-type complex. Lineage: Eukaryota; Metazoa; Chordata; Actinopteri; Pleuronectiformes; Pleuronectidae. The record is from RefSeq and is a predicted model, not a curated record. The transcript is spliced from 21 exons. Gene Ontology annotation, biological process: negative regulation of transcription by RNA polymerase II. The coding region runs from base 271 to 3423 and encodes 1050 amino acids.